GUUAGCUAAGUAAGCAGCACUGGUAGGUUGCUAAUUGAAAAAGGGGCUGUACUCUUAUUUCUUUUCCAGUAAAUUCUUAAAAUGGCUAGCGAAAUUUGUGGCAAAGGAAAUGAAGAAUAUGUCAAUGAAAAUUAUGAUAAAGCUGUUGAGCUUUAUACAGAAGCUUUGAACUUGGAUGACAAGAGAGAUGACAUUUAUUGCCAUCGUGCACAGGCUUAUUUGCAACUUAAAAAGUAUUCAGAUGCUGUGCUGGACUGUGAGAAAGCCUUAGAAAUCAAUGAGCAUAACAGCAAAGCUUAUUUAAAGAAAGGAUCAGCAUUGUAUGAGCUACAAGAAUUUCAAAAAGCACUUGCAGUUUUCCAGGAAGGCCAAAAAAGAUUUGUUACUGAUGGAAACUUUGAAUUGUGGAUUUCAAAAUGUCAAGAGGAACUGCACAAAUCAGAGAAAACAAAAACAGAUGCUGUUUGUGAAUCAGGUCAUCAUAAAGAGAAAACACUAAGUCCAAAUAGUGUUUCAGUGGAGUCACCAAAAGUCAAGUAUGACUGGUAUCAAACUCAUACCCAUGUGGUGAUUACUGUUCUUUUGAAGAAUAUUACAAAAGAAAACCUCACUGUGGAAUCUGAGAGCAGAAAGUUGAAAGUAGUGAUAAAAGAACCAGCUGCAACUUUGGAAUUGUUAUUGGCACACCAGAUUGAUCCUCAUCAAACAUCAUUUAAGAUACUGUCAACUAAGAUUGAAAUCAAAUUAAAAAAGUGUGAAGGGAUACUUUGGUCUAAAUUAGAAGGACAGCCAGAUAGUGAAGAUAGAAUUUGUCCUGCUGCCUCAGCUCCAGUGGCGGAAGGAGUUCCUGCCUAUCCAUCCUCCUCACUGAGUCACAGAGACUGGGACAAGAUAGCUCAACAGGUGACAGAAGAAGAGAAAGAUGAGAAACUUGAAGGGGAUGCAGCGCUGAAUCAGUUCUUCCAGAAAAUCUAUGCAGAUGCUUCUGAUGAGACAAAAAGAGCAAUGAUGAAAUCUUUUACUGAAUCUGGUGGUACUGUACUUAGUACAAACUGGUCAGAGGUUGGAUCAAAAAAAGUGGAUGUCAAGCCUCCUGAUGGCAUGGAGUUUAAAAAAUGGGAAUACUGAAAAACCAAUAGAUAAAUUUAAUCAUAUUUUUUGAUGAAUGAAUCUUUAAAAUUACAUUUUUAAUAUAAAUUGAAUUGGCAAUAAAUAUGUGCAUUUUAAUUUUAA
Messenger RNA from Biomphalaria glabrata, 1233 nucleotides. Its product is annotated as protein SGT1 homolog. The coding region runs from base 82 to 1128 and encodes 348 amino acids. The transcript is spliced from 12 exons. Gene Ontology annotation, biological process: protein stabilization. Gene Ontology annotation, molecular function: protein-folding chaperone binding. The record is from RefSeq and is a predicted model, not a curated record. NCBI's taxonomy places the organism in Eukaryota, Metazoa, Mollusca, Gastropoda, Planorbidae.